Tilletiopsis washingtonensis is the source of this 1434-nucleotide messenger RNA. RefSeq names its product transcription factor Tfb2. The record is from RefSeq and is a predicted model, not a curated record. Gene Ontology annotation, cellular component: transcription factor TFIIH holo complex; transcription factor TFIIH core complex. Gene Ontology annotation, molecular function: double-stranded DNA binding; ATPase activator activity. Lineage: Eukaryota; Fungi; Basidiomycota; Exobasidiomycetes; Entylomatales. The transcript is spliced from 7 exons. The coding region runs from base 1 to 1434 and encodes 477 amino acids. Gene Ontology annotation, biological process: nucleotide-excision repair.
AUGGCCGCCUCAGUGCGCGGCACGCCGGCCAAGGGCGCCGCGGCGGGCGGUGCGGGCGCGGCAGGGUCCUCGUCAGCCGUCGGACAGGACUCCAUCAAUGCCUUCCUCGACCGGCAGCCGCAGACGACGCUCAGCCGCCUCUACCAGCGGCCCGCCAACUGUCUCGCCGUGUUCCGUCUGCUGCCUACGCUGGCGCGCCAGCAGAUCAUGGCGCUGCUCUUCCUCGACGCGCCGUUGCCCGUCAAGGAGGCCAGUGUGUGGAUUCGCAGCGAGGGACGCAAGCCAUACGAGGCGGCCAUGGCGCGUCUCGACACGCUUGGCAUCGUGCGUGUCAAGAACGAGAAGCUGUUCAUAAGCAGCGUGUUCUGCGAGAACAUGCGGCGGGCGCUGACUGGCGGCGGCGAUCAUCGGUCCUUCGGCGUGCCUUGCGAUACGGAGGACAAGAAUGCAGUGUCGGUCGCCUUCCUCGACGACUACGCGCGCGUGCGGUGGGAGGCCAUCCUGCACUACAUGGUCGGCACCGACGGCGCCGACACGCCGCGGCCGCCGGUGCUGUAUCUGCUGCGCAUGUCUGGCCUGAUGCAGUACGCCUCCUCGAAGCAUCCGGACGACAGCGACCUGACGAUCACGUCGCGCGGCUUCCAGUUCCUGCUCGAGGACGUCAACACGCAGCUGUGGGAUCUGUUCCUCUCCUACCUCGCCAUGGCAGACGCGCGGCACAUGGACCUCGUCGACGUGCUCUCCUUCCUCUUCAUGCUCGGCAGUCUGCAGCUCGGGCAGGACUACUCGACGGAAGAUCUGCCCGACACGCAGCUGCACAUGCUCGAGGACUUCCGCGACUACGGCCUCAUCUACCAGCGCAAGAGCAGCAGCCGCCGCUUCUAUCCCACGCGCCUGGCCACGACGCUGACGAGCAGCGCCACGCCGCUCGUCGGCGGCGAGGGCGGCAAUGAGGAGCGCGGCUUUGUGAUCCUCGAGACGAACUACCGUGUGUACGCGUACACGAGCAACCCACUGCGCAUCAGCGUGCUCAGCCUGUUCGUGACGCUCAAGGCGCGCUUCCCGAACCUCGUCAUGGGCACGAUCAACCGCAACAGCGUCAAGGGCGCGCUGUCGAACGGCAUCUCCGCCGAGCAGAUCAUCGCCUACCUCACACACCACGCGCAUCCGCAAAUGCAGAAGAACGACCCGCUGCUCCCGGUCACGGUCACCGACCAGAUCCGGCUGUGGGAGCGCGAGAAGAACCGUGUUGCCUCUGCCGCAGGCAGUCUCUUCACCGACUUCUCUUCGCUUGCCGACUUCACGAUGGUCCGCGACUACGCAGCGCAGCUCGGCGUGCUGCUGUGGCAAAACGAGGCGCGUCGCCUCUUCUUCGUCGCCGCUGAGGGUGACGAGGCCACGCGCGACUUCAUCCGCCGGCGCCUGCAAUCCUAG